Dendronephthya gigantea is the source of this 666-nucleotide messenger RNA. RefSeq lists its product as uncharacterized. The record is from RefSeq and is a predicted model, not a curated record. Lineage: Eukaryota; Metazoa; Cnidaria; Anthozoa; Malacalcyonacea; Nephtheidae. The transcript has a single exon. The coding region runs from base 71 to 616 and encodes 181 amino acids.
ACCAAGCUGCCGUGACUGUUAAGGCUAGUUUCCACUCAGGAAAAAUCUCCUUUGGAUUGGAACGGACAGGAUGAUUUCACGAUGGACUGUGGGGAUAUACGAUCUUAAAAUUACCACUGCUUUGGAUGCGCUGAAAGGCUAUACAGGUUGCUGUGAAGUGAAGUGCAUUAGCAAAAUCAACAUGGAAGAUAUCUACAGCUAUGAUACAGCAGUGUUUGGAUACAAUCGGAGCGAGUUUUUACAGAAAUGGUUGAAUACACCAGGCACUCACACCCGGGCUGCAAUCGACAAAGAAGGAUCGAUCGUUGGUUAUGUCGCUGCAAGAAUGGCGUUCAUUCACGACGAAGGUUAUAAAAUCGGUCCUCUGUUUUGUGAAGAUAUUGAAGUUGGUAAAGCGCUUCUCAAGGGAGUGUUUGAAGAUAUUCGUGAUCAUAGUUUGUCAUCGUCAAACUCGGUGAUUGUCGACAGUCCAACUGAACGAAAUUCUCAAGCCAAAGAACUCAUGAAAAUCGUACAAGGAAAAUACCUCGGAUAUAAUGAAUUUAUGACCACGAAUGGUCUUCCGAAAGUAUGCUUUGACCAAUGGUUUGCCAUAACAUCGCCUACAAGUGGCUAAAAAUUUACAGGCAGCCUGAAUUUGCAUGAGAUAUUUUUCAGCUGUCAAAU